This is a messenger RNA of Dreissena polymorpha, 2929 nucleotides long. Its product is annotated as isoaspartyl peptidase/L-asparaginase-like. Gene Ontology annotation, molecular function: asparaginase activity. The transcript has 7 exons. NCBI's taxonomy places the organism in Eukaryota, Metazoa, Mollusca, Bivalvia, Myida, Dreissenidae. Bases 513 to 1475 code for a protein of 320 amino acids. The record is from RefSeq and is a predicted model, not a curated record.
CUAUGCAUAAAUGGGUUAAGAUGAAAUCUUUUCUCCGAUGACAACAUAUACAGGAUGUUAAAAUAUCGUAUUUCCUGAUCACUUCAUGUGUAUAGUAAAAAAAUUAAUUUCCUUCCUUAUUUUUUUGAAUGGCGAUAGUGAACACAUUACAAAUUAAUGUAGGAAUACAUAUCGUGUUUUGUUUAAGGCAAAAGAACCGUUUUCAUUACCGGUAGUCUGUUCUGUGAAAUCUGGAAUAACAUUGACGAAUACAAUUAUCGGUUCCAACUGUCAGUCUGUGUGCUAUAUGUUCUCAGAAAGUGCGUGGAAAUUGAUUUUACCAUUUCAAGACAACGUGUACGUUUACUGUUGUAUUCGUCUCGGUACGGAUAAUAACUCAGAGACCAUAUAGCACAACGUGCAACAGCGCCGCCGAAAAAUUCUUCAAAGGAAAAGGAAGGUUAAAGGACAUUCUUCAAGGAUAUAUUCACGAUCAAGGACAUUGGCACAAUCCGUAUCAGGCCAAACUCACCAUGACGAUGCCGGUUAUCAUGGUCCACGGAGGCGCUUGGACGAUCCCAGAGAAGCUUGUCGAAGCGUCCAGAGCCGGGACACAUGCGGCGGCGCGCGCCGGAUAUGCCGUCCUUAUGCGUGGAGGCAGCGCCAUCGAUUCUGUCCAUGCAGCCAUACUUGUGCUUGAGGACGACCCCAGCUUUGAUGCAGGCACUGGUUCUGUGCUGACGAGAAAUGGCGAGGUUGAGAUGGACUCUGUCAUCAUGGACGGCAAGACGCUCGCUUCCGGUGCCGUCGCCUGCGUCCAGAACAUGAAGAACCCCAUCGAGCUGGCGCGCGCCGUUAUGGAAAAGACUCCGCAUAUUCUGCUGGUGGGCAAAGGGGCGAACCAGUUCGCAGACGAAGUGGGAAUCAAGCGCGUAGCCACGGAGUCGUUGGUGUCCGAGGAGGCCCGUCGGGAGCUCGAGUGUUACCAAGCUAACUACGGAAGUGCCGUACAAGAACUCUUCUGUCAACGAGGCAGCCAUCACGACACGGUGGGGGCGGUGGCACUGGACGCUGACGGCAACCUGGCGUACGCAACCUCCACCGGGGGGAUUUCGUGCAAGAGGCCCGGCAGGGUAGGGGACAGUCCUAUUAUAGGCGCCGGCGGAUACGCCGACAAUGAGGUGGGCGCCGUCUCGUGCACGGGUCAUGGCGAGUCCAUCUCCAAGGUCGUGCUAGCACAUCAGAUCGUCUCCGACAUGCGGAACGGUAAAGCCCCACAAGAAGCCGCAGAUAAGGCCCUUGCAAAAAUGGCCGCCCGCGUCAACGGUUACGGUGGAGUUAUCGUCCUUAGCAACAGCGGAGAACCAGUGACGUCAUUUACAACGGAGCGCAUGUCGUGGGCGUGGAUUAAAGACGGCGUCUUACACAGUGGUAUUAACCCUGACGAGGAAAUAACAGAGGAUGUGAAAUCUUGUAAUUUGAACGGUUGUAAUUGAAACAUUUAAUGGUGUGGCGUUUUUUAUGUUUUGCAAAGAUUGCAACUUUUGAUUCAUUCACAGAGAGUGAAUAGAGCCAAAUACUUAUGAACAAAACCAGUAUUGCAUAUAUACAUAUCAUCGCUCUCACUGCGAUACAUUGUAUGAUAUGAAAUGAUAUUACCAGGUACAUGUAUGUCGUGCUAUUAUUUUUAAGCGUUAUUGGUAAUUGUUAAAGGUACUACACUUCAGUACCAAAUUUGUUUUGCUGUCGGUGUGCGCUAUAUUAUUUUUACUGUGAAUAACAUAUAAUAUGCAGAAUCUAACCAACAUGUAAGUCUCGUAAAUCAAACCUGCAAAGAAUGUAGUGCUUUUAAGUACGGGUUAAAAUUGCUGCAAAACAACUUGCCCGUAAAAAAGAAGUAUUUCAGUUGUAGUCCUAUCCUGUAAGUAAAGCUCACGACCGCGUCUGUUUAUUAUUGAGACGGAUCAGCAUUUACAUAAACCGUGGCAUAGAGGUGACAUUCACUCUUUUUUAAAUAAACUUUCCACGAGUUAGUCAGCCAAUCAAAUUGAUUGAUGUAAACAUUUAACUUUUACACAUGAUCAUCAUGGUCGACAGAAACGAGCAAUCCUACCUAAUCAACUAUUUGACACACGAAAGUUGGGACGAAUUUUAAACUAUAGCCUCGCUUCCAGCAUUUUAAUUUGUUUUACUGAAAGAAUGUUUUUUUUUUUUUAUUUUGUUGUGGUAUUGUGCUAUGGGGGGGGGGCGGAGUGCCCGGAGAAAAACGCCUGUCCGGUAUUGUGACCAUCAACUAAACUCACUUGCAUUCAGUGUCAAAUCAUACCUCGCCGGAUAUAUAUGCGUUCAGAAUAUUUGCUCAUGUUACACAAAAUUUGAUUGGCUGACUAACUCGCUCCCUCGAGAAAGCUAAAAUUCUCCUAUUUUGUUUAAUGCACCCUUCUUUAUCUAAUUCACCGCUCUUUUUUAUUGCGAUCCUCUUUUAUUUAGUUUUACACUCUUCUUUUUUUCUAUUUCGUUUCUUUAACUUAGUAAGUCGUUCCCACGAUAUAGCUAAUUCGUUCCCACGAGUUAUUAAGUUGUUCCCUCGAGUUAGUAUGUCGUUGAAACGAGAUAGAAAAAAGAGGAGUACAUUAAAAACGAGGAGUGUAUGUCAAUUCUAUGUCACCGUAUACAUACCCUGAGUCAGUUAUUAACGAAUGGUAUGUGUUUGUUAUUGAUUUUACAUGGACAUGAACGUUUUCUAUAUGCGACAUUUUAUUAUUGUCAAACCAGUAAUAAUUGGGCGAUCCAAUGGAAAGAGUUGUUUAUUUUGCAUAAGAAAAUAUAAGGUUAUUAUUUUAUUUAUAUAUGUCUACAGGUUUGAUCGAAAUCACGAGUAUUGUGUAAUUUUAGAAAACUAAUACACUUUUUAUUAUAUGUUAAACUAAUACACUAUUUAUUAUGUACA